Messenger RNA from Myxocyprinus asiaticus (Chinese sucker), 5521 nucleotides. RefSeq names its product transcription factor MafG-like. The record is from RefSeq and is a predicted model, not a curated record. NCBI's taxonomy places the organism in Eukaryota, Metazoa, Chordata, Actinopteri, Cypriniformes, Catostomidae. Gene Ontology annotation, biological process: regulation of transcription by RNA polymerase II; regulation of epidermal cell differentiation. Gene Ontology annotation, molecular function: RNA polymerase II cis-regulatory region sequence-specific DNA binding; DNA-binding transcription factor activity, RNA polymerase II-specific. The coding region runs from base 58 to 546 and encodes 162 amino acids. The transcript has 3 exons. Gene Ontology annotation, cellular component: nucleus.
AGGGCGCUGCGCGCUUCAGACCCAUUGAGCAGGCCAGUGGAGAGCGGCUCUCGUGGUAUGACUACUAUAAACAAGGGAAACAAAGCAUUGAAGGUGAAGCGAGAGCCGGGUGAGAAUGGCACGAGUCUUACAGACGAUGAGCUGGUGUCCAUGUCCGUGCGGGAGUUGAACCAGCACCUGCGCGGUCUAACCAAAGAUGAAAUCCUGCUGCUUAAGCAGCGGAGGCGCACGCUUAAGAACCGUGGCUACGCUGCCAGCUGUCGUGUCAAACGCGUCACGCAGAAGGAGGAGCUGGAGAAGCAGAAGGCGGAGCUUCAGCAGGAAGUGGAAAAGCUCGCCUCAGAAAAUGCCAGCAUGAAGGUAGAGCUGGACGUGCUGCGCUCCAAAUAUGAGGCCCUCCAGAGCUUUGCCAGGACUGUGGCCCGCAGCCCAGCGGCCGCUGCCAGGGGCCCCAUCACAUCUGUUUUAGGGCCUCUAAUACCAGGCAAGGUCGCCACCACCAGUGUCAUCACCAUCGUCAAAUCCAAAACAGAAGCACGCUCGUAAUGCACAACUGGGGGACAUUGUUAGUAUGUUUGUCAGUGGAUACAUCAAGCACAUGGUAACUUUGAUCAUAAAGGGCACAAUGUAGCAAAAAAUCAUUUUCAUACUGAGAAUUUUUGUCUUGUUUUCCAGUAAAAAUAUCUAAACAUUCUUAAAACAAGAUAAAUUUACUUGAAGCAGAAUGUCUUGUUUUCAGAGAAAUCUAACAGUUUCAAAAUAUAAAUAAUUACCAGAAAGAAAAAUCAGAUUUGGUGCAAAACGUGGGACUUUUAACUAUAACCAAGCCCAAAACCUCCAAGGAACUCUUAUUUUGAAAUGACAGAGACUUGGCUCUGUUGACGGGGCACGCUUUCAUAUAUUCACAUUUUUCUUUGCAUGUCCUUGCUUUAAUUUGUAACACUUGAUUAUCUGAUCAAAAUAACAAAAUAUGCAUUUAAGUGAGUAAAAAAUGGAUGAAUAGAAUAUUGUCAGUAAUGAAAGAUUUAGAUACAGCAAAUCCCCAUGUGAUUGUUUUUAUUUCACUUUUAGAGGCCGCUGUUACCAUAGAAUCAAGCUGUUCUAACUGUGGAAUUCUCCAGCGCUGGCCUCAGAAGAACAUGGAGGAAUAAAAAAAAAAAAAAUAUCUGCAACUGUUGGCCUAGGUUUUUGCCAAUAACCGAUUUUUCUAAAAAACAACUAUCAGUACCGAUUAAUCGGUAAAACUGAUAUAUCGUUCUAGCUCUAAUAACUUAGAAAACCUUAAACCUCCAGCACCGGCCACAGAAGAACAUGGAGGAAUAAAAAAAUAUAUAUAUCUGCAACUAUCGGCCAAGGUAUUUGCUGAUAACCGAUAGUUCCAAAAAGCAACUGUCGGCACAGUUUAAUCGGUAAAACCGAUAUAUAGGUCUACCUCUAAUAUUUACAUCUGUUUGUGUUUCUGUGACAGCUGAUGGUUGUGCACCCCCUAACAAGUCAAUGAACAAGGAGAAUAUAUAGACAUUACUUUGAAUUUGAGCAGAAAAGUGUUUUAGAAAGUAACUUAAAAAUGAGGCAAUUAGUAAUGUGAUUACUUAUGAAGUAAUUGACAAAAGAUAAUGAUUACAAUUUUAGAGGAGUAAUUAGUAAUUUGUAGUCAAUUACUUUAAGUAAUUUACCCAACACUGGUCAUAAGGGUGUGGAAUAAUUGGAGGUAAAUAAAUAAUGACAUAAUUUGAAAUAUUCCUUUAAUUCCUAAUGAAAAGUGUUUUUCAAAGACCUGUGCUUGAUUAUUAUCAACUGACUAAUUUACUGAUGGGUGAAACUAAAGGUAUUCUCUGUUAAUGGCACUCCUCUAGAAAUCUGAAUUGUGUGAUUCACAAAGCAAAGUUCUUAAACUUUUAACAAGUUUUCCAUUUUCUUUCCUAUUUUGUUCAAUUCCAUUAGUGGAAUGCUGUUUACAAGUUAUAUUCAGAGGAAUAUGACCAGGAGAGGCAAUAAACUACUGUCUUUAUGCAUGGGAAAACAGAUGAGCUAUCUGUACAGGUGAUGUUCAUCUUUUGCAGACAUGAGUUAUGAGGAAGCCUUUUCUUAAAUAUCGCAAACUGUUCUGUUAUCGAGAAGAGAGGCAUUGACGUGUUUUUAGAAAAUGGUAAGACGUGGGUAAAACUGAUCAUUAUCACUUUGUUCAGAGUCGUAGAACUGUAGUUUCGCUGUUUUGUGAUUUGUGGAUGGGCUGGUCACAAUUAAUUUCCAAAAUCAACCUGACACAAGCUUUGUUUUAUUGUUAGCAAAUGGUUGCUGUCUGACAAAAAAAACUUUUCUGAAUAUGAAAACAGAAAAAAAAAAACCUUUGUUAUGUAUAUGGAAAAAACAACACUGUUUGAUAUACAUUUUGCAAUUGUACCAAAAGUGGCUUAUUAUUGAAGUCUGAUUGCUUUUCUAGUAAGUAGGCGCGUGCAGUGGGGUAGCGCGUGACGUAAUGUGUACUGUAUGUGGUCAGGUGACAGUGUAGUUCACUGUAUAAGUGUCCUGCUGUAUUCUUUAAUUGAAUAUUAAGAAAUAAUAUAGACCGUGUACAGAAGCCAGAAUCCAUAUUGGCUCCUUCCAUAUCUCUGUAUCUAAUGAAGAUGUCUUGCACUUGGAACAUCUGGGAUUUGUUGAAUAAUACAAACAUGAAAUACCCAUUGUGAUUCCUUCCAGGACCAAACCAACUGUGAUACUUCACAACAGUGAAUAAACAGUCUGUGGUUCUCUUCCAGUGGGGGUACAUGGCCAAAACUUCUGUAAAGUGCAAUUUAUCUGUAAUGUUUGGCAGGUGACAUGUUUAUAUGGGCUCAACAUUUCAGCACUAUCACAAAAAUGGCCAGACUUGAAUUUAAAGCGAUAGCAUUAUUGAUCUUUUCCAAAACCUAGUGAGUUGCCUAAAUAGGCAGAAUUUUAAGGCAUCAUAGGCAAACAUCCUACAUCACGUCUAUUUCAAAUGGCAGGCAGCAUGAUUGUAGCUUCUUUCGUCCAAAUUCUAACAUAGCAUUUAAUUUAUCCAUUACGGAGAAUGCACUGCGACAAGCUCAGUAAAUCGAUCAAAAAUGGCAGAUGAAUCAAGAGAAAUGUCAAUUAUAUUUUCACAGCUACAAUUCACAAAGAAAAGUAUCCAUACAAAUAGUUUAAAAUAAUUAAAAAUGAACUAUUUUGAACUCAAUAUGUGUGUGCUAUGUCUUUUUAUGCUUUUUAAGAAUCAGUAGAGUGCAACAGUGCCUGCCCAAUUUUUCAGCCAUCUUGGUUCCGGAAGUAUUUUUAUAUAUUUUUUGAUAUAUUUGAUAUAUAUAUUUAAGUAUGUGAAAAUCUUUGUAGUUCAUACCGUCUUUAAUGAGGGAAUGAACUACAAUCCCAUAAAGCAUUGCAAAUGACAUAAUUGAAAAACUAUGGAAAAAUUAUUGAUUUAAAGUUGUUGAUUAUAAGAAACAAUAUAUUUUAAUUUCAUUGCAAAAUAGUAAGACAUAUAUAUUUAUAUACUCAGUCUGAGAGUGUAGGGAGAGCGACUCGAUUGUGUCAUUCACAGUGCGUCAUGGGAGUGGACAGUUGCUUCAGGGCUCUUUUGGCACAUUUUGUUUGCCGUGAUUCUCUGAUUGGUGGAGCGUUUCUCUUCAGAAACGUGGGUAGUGUAGUUCUUCACCAGGAAUUCCCUUAUGAGGGUCCAUUUGAGUUGCCUUAGAAGCAGAUAGCAAGGCAGCUCAGUAGGUUUUGGAACGGAGCCAUAAUAUUUAAGACCUUGUCAAUUAUAUGUUGUGUGUCUAAUGGACACAGGUCGUUGAUGGAUUCCAAGCAGAACACCCAUAUGAAACACUUUAUGAGAGCUCUUUGAGAGAUGAUCAGAGUAUUUUCAAGACAGCAAGUAAAUGGACUAAUGAAGUGUGCUUAUUUUGAUACGGCAUGCUUUUCCCUGUCAUUUACUCAGGACAGUGUAAUAAAAGCACCAAAAUUACUUCAUGUUGUAGCCCUGAUGUGUGUUAAAGCCGUGAGAAUCAGCUGAAGGGUUGAGUGAGGGAAAAUGGAUUGUACUAUGUCAUGGCAAACUUCGCAAAGUAUUGAGUAUUAAUGACACUGAAAAUUCUCAAGUCAUUGACUGCAGUGGAUUUACAGGAAUUAUUCACUCAAAAUGAAAACCGCAAUCAUUUACUUACCCUCAUGUUGAUCCAAACCUGUUUGUAGCUUGACAAAAAGAAAUUAGCAGAUUGAAGUUUUGUGUUCAACAAAAAAAGUCAAUGAGUAAAUGCGAGUAAUAUGUUGAUAGAACUUUCAUUGUUGGGUGAACUAUUCAUUUAAGAAGAAAAUGAAUGCAUUGAAAUGUGCUGGCAUUGAAACUUUGAUGCUGUGAAAUGAAUGCAUUGCCCUCUCACCUCAUCUGAUUCAAGGCCACAACAAUCAGUAUUUCAGUAUUCUGAAAAAUUUGCAAAAAGAGAUUUUGCUACAGUAGAAAUAUGCAGUGUAAGGUUUCAGCAGUUUUGGGUGCAGGCUUUCAGAAAUUUGAUGACUUGUUAGUUUUUUGAGCUGAUUGCUCAGAUAAAUCACUCACCACAUCCUAACAGUCUCCUUUCUUUCUUUCUAUCUACACCCUCUGUUUGAAAGCUUCUUUAGCAGCCUCUUUUCUCUGUGGUUCUCAGCACAGUUAAUCCACACAGCACUCCUCUGUGAUGUUCAGUGUAGUUCGUGGAUAAGUGCCACACUGUACUUUUUAUGUGCACAUCAGUUAUUGAUUCUCUUGACUAAUGAUGUUUGUGGUAGCUUGUAUUAUAGCACUAUUGUAAAAAGGAUCGCUAAGGAGAGAGAUGUUUCAGUGAGGUAGAGUCACUACUUUGAUGUUAAAUGGUCUUUACGUGCAUAAAUUAGCUUCUGUUCCAAAACCUAGUGAGCUACUGUACCUCUAAGCAGCACAUUAUGCUGCAUUCUAAGAUACCUCGUUUUGGCCAGAUUCUAAGGCUGCAUGUAUCUUUUGUUGAGAAAAUUUUGCAAAUAUGUAUUAUGUCAAGCUUGGUUAAAGACAUCAGCCAAGAUAUGAUGGAUAAAGCAAAAAAAAUUAUAUUCUAUAAAAAUUCUAUUUCAUUCAAUAGCAAAAAUUAUUGAUAGAAAUAGUUUCACCUAAUUAAAAUAGACUACUUUAAUCAAUUUGUGUGUGCUACUGUAGGUAUUUUUAUGCUUGGAGCCUAAAUCGCUCUGUCAGUUUAGCAAUAUGAUAGUGCCAAACUCUACUGGAAUCAAUUGUUAUUUGAGUCUCUCAUGUGUGGCAUGAUGCUACCAAUGUAGAGCGUUCCAAAUCAAUCACUUAAAGCCUAAAGUAUACUUCAGUCAGACACAAACGCUGAGCGUACAGGACGCAUGACACAAAUCUCAUCAUCAGCAGUGUGCGCGAGUACUGAACGCGUGCAGCCCGAUUUUUCAAACUGUGUGUCUUUGAAUGCACUGAAUGCACAUGCGCCUGGAGUUAUUUGCACUAAUCAGUUGGUCCACAAGGUGGCAACACUUA